Molecule: messenger RNA, 638 nt
Organism: Saccostrea echinata
Lineage: Eukaryota; Metazoa; Mollusca; Bivalvia; Ostreida; Ostreidae
Exons: 6
Coding region: 48-638 (196 amino acids)
Molecular function (GO): lipid binding
Source: RefSeq, a predicted model, not a curated record
CUAACAUUGGCGAUGGAAAUAUCGACUUCUUCAAGAUUAAUUUAAGCAUGACCCAGGAUCCGACAUACAACACAUCAUUUCUGGAUACCUAUCAUAAUGGAGAUCUGUUUUGGUAUUCAACCCUGGAACAUUAUGUCACUGAAUCAUGUAACUUUACGAAACAUCAUAAUGAUUCUAAAAUGGUGUACUUGUGGGUUUCUAAAAAUGAAAUUCAAGCAAUCCUUCAUGGUUUUCAACUUCAUGGAAGAAUCCACUUCACCGUCACAGCUGAUAAAAUUCCUGGACAUGGAUUGAACACUACUUGCAACAUUGGUGUUUGUGUGGGAAGAUUAGUACCGUCUUUAGCAGAGCUAUACAAAGACUGUUUCAUGGACCUCGACAUUUAUAGUUUGAAAACACCAAACGUAUCAUUUGAGAAAAACUUAGCCGUGUUGAACGGGGAAAUGGUUAUGUUUGCAGACAUCAGAGAUCCGAAUAAGCAUAGCUCCACUCGAAUUGCAAAACUAGAUCUAUCUGUGACUUUGCGCGUCAAAUUAUCAAUCACUAAUACAACUCUACAGGGAGAGAUUGUCGCAUUUGAUCCAUUUAUAAAGGGUAUAUUGGCUGAUCCAAAACUUACAGACUUUAACGUACGUUAA